AUCCCAAAGGGCAUCCUCAGGCUCAUCUCUCUCCUCCCCAUCUUCUACCUCUUCAUCAUCCUCCCCUUCAACCUCCAUUCCUUCCACCUUGGUGGUCCCACCACCUUCUUCCUGGUUUGGUUUGGCAUGUUCAAGCUCCUCCUCUUCUCCUUUGACCUUGGCCCUCUCUGUGCACCCCCACUAACUCUCUUCCAGUUCAUCUCCAUAGCUAUCCUCCCCAUCAAAAUCAUACAAAACCCCACAAACUCUGAGAACCCAAAUUACCCAGUUGGUAAAACUGUUACAAACAUGCCUAAAAAGUCGGUUUUGUUUGCUGUAAAAGCCUUGCUUUUGGCUUUGGUCGUUAGGUCAUACGACUACAGGCAGCAUUUACACCUGUAUGUUAUACUGGCCUUGUACUUCUGCCACAUGUACUUAGGGCUAGAAAUUGUAAUGCCCCUGUGUGCGACCCCUGCUCGAGCUCUUUUCAGGUUUGAUCUCGAGCCGCAGUCCAACGAGCCUUACCUUUCCACUUCCCUUCAAGACUUUUGGGGCCGUAGAUGGAACCUCAUGGUCACAAAUAUUCUACGGCCUACCACCUACGAUCCAGUGCUCCGUAUUUCUAAGCGUGUGGUCGGGCCUCGGUAGGCCCGAUUUCUCGCUCUGAUGUCUACUUUUGCAGUCUCAGGUCUAAUGCACGAGGUGAUUUAUUAUUAUCUCACACGUGUAUCUCCUACAUGGGAAGUGACGUGGUUCUUUGUGCUACAUGGAUUGUGCGUAGCAAUCGAGGUGGAGGUGAAGAAGGCGGUGGCCGAGAGAUGGCGGUUGCACCCGUUGGUUUCGGGGCCGUUGACGUUGGGGUUCUUGGAUGGGACAGCCAAUUGGCUGUUCUUCCCUCAGUUGCUGAGAAAUGGCGUGGAUGUCAAGGCUAUAGAUGAGUAUCCAGUUAUGGUAGAUUUUGUCAAGGCACACAUGCCCUUACUGUCAUGAAAAAGCCCUAUCGCUCCAAUUUGUGUGUUUUCUUAUGAAACGUAUCAUCAUACA
Malus domestica (apple) is the source of this 1023-nucleotide messenger RNA. NCBI's taxonomy places the organism in Eukaryota, Viridiplantae, Streptophyta, Magnoliopsida, Rosales, Rosaceae. The record is from RefSeq and is a predicted model, not a curated record.